AUGACUAAAUUUCAGUUCGUUGGCCAACAGCUAGAUAAUGACCUGGUUAUAUCAAUUUCUUGUCUGCUUGAUGCGGCGAAUGUCCCGAAUCUUCUUUGGGGCAACUAUCUAUUGACCAUCUACGGAAUUCCCACGAUUGUUGACGGCGUGUCCUUCGUCGUACCUGAUUCACUCAUCGAAACCUCCUUCUCUACCCUUUUCGAAGCUGGCUUCCUUCCCUGCCCACGACACACAGAUUGCCUGCGUUCGGGUUCGGCACAAUGCCAGCCGCCUUACAGGCAUCUACAUAUCGACGAUGAGCUUGUGAUAUCGUUGUAUCGCAAGUCGGAUACUCUUUGGGAAUUUCCAGACUUUGAGGCUGCUUUCCACGACGCCGGUUCGGACAUUAUGUUCGCCUCUGACGUCAGACUUCCGCCAGCUACUUUAGGUCGCGGUCGAGGGCGCUUUCUACAACCGAGCCCUGUCCGAAUUCCAAGUGCCCUGAGAUACUGUGAAUCCCUUAUUCUUUUGCUUUGUCGUGACCACGGCAGUGCCUGCGAGACUUACUGGAUGGCAAUCCUAACUUACAUGCUGGAGUUCGUUGAUGGAACGGUGAUUUUCAAUGAAGAAGGUCUAAGAGAGGGAUACAAGCAAUUUUAUCAUGCACUAGAAUUGGGCGAUCCAACGAUGUAUCGAAUUUUAGAGGGGCUCCGCCGUGAUUUGACAAGGAAAGCGGCUUCUCCCAGUCAAGGAGGAUUGACAGACUCGAUUCAGUUCAGGUGUUCCGCUUUCACUCAAUAA
Aspergillus alliaceus is the source of this 780-nucleotide messenger RNA. RefSeq lists its product as uncharacterized. The transcript is spliced from 2 exons. Bases 1 to 780 code for a protein of 259 amino acids. NCBI's taxonomy places the organism in Eukaryota, Fungi, Ascomycota, Eurotiomycetes, Eurotiales, Aspergillaceae. The record is from RefSeq and is a predicted model, not a curated record.